GUCAACUGUAAACCCGUACUGAGUUGGUAACUUAGCGGUGAGUCCAGACCUAGCUAAGUUACGACAUAAAUUGGCGACGAGGAGUUAGAACUCUAUGAUGGCUACAGGACUGCUUGGGCACCUCGAGCAAUUCGAUCCAGCGUUGGAGGAAUGGCCGCAGUAUGUGGAGAGACUCGAACAGUUUUUUGUUGCGAACGAUAUCACUGGAGAUGGUAGUGCUGUGAAGAAGAGAGCUACCUUUCUCGCAGUAGUGGGCCGUAGUGCCUACAAUCUGCUGCGAAGUCUAAUUGCACCAGCAAGGCCUGCAGAGAAAACAUUUGAGGAGCUGGUGGAAGUGCUUACUGCACACUACAGUCCGAGGCCUACCGAAGUCAUGCAACGUUUCCGAUUCAACUCUAGAGCGAAGAAAGAAGGAGAGUCUAUUGCUGACUAUGUAGCUGCGCUGAGGAAGCUAGCCGAAUUUUGUAAUUACGGUGCUGCAUUGGACAAAGUGCUACGUGACAGGCUAGUGUGGGGAGUCAAGGACACCUACAUACAGAAGAAGCUGCUAGCAGAACGAGAGCUGACAUUGGCUACGGCUAUUCAGAUUGCUCAAGGUUCUGAGACUGCAGAGAAGAACCUUCGUGAGAUGGGAAGCGAAUCCCAUAAAGAAGGAGUACAUUACGUCCAGAAACAGACGCCGAAACCGAUUAAAACUAACUCGAAGUGUUAUCGAUGUGGCAAGACGAGUCACAGUGGCAAUGACUGCCCGUACAAGGACUUUGUGUGUAGAGGAUGUCAUAAAGUGGGACACUUGCAAAAGAUGUGUCGAGCUGCCAAGGGACGCCCAAACCCGAAGAAGUUCCCCCGACAUGACAAGUAUAAGAAAAGGGCUGGAAUAAACCAAGCAAGAGAGUCUGGAGAAUCAGAUGACGAAGACUUCCUGCUGAUGGUAGAAGAAGUUGGAGGAAUCCACAGGAUCUACCAGCCCCCAAUAAAAGUACCCGUGAGUAUAGAGGGUACUACUGUGUGUAUGGAACUAGACACAGGUGCCUCAGUAUCUCUAGUAUCAGAGUCACAGUACAAACAGUUGUGGCCAGGGAGGAGCUUAGACCCAUCUGAUAUCAACUUACAGACCUACUCAAAGGAACCCCUUGUAGUAAUGGGAAGUUUUGAUGUUGAGGUUGUGUAUGAUAACAAAAAGGUGACCUUACCUCUUGUUGUUGUUCAAGGGAAUGGACCUUUGUUGUUUGGCAGGAACUGGCUAAAUGCUAUUAAGUUGAAUUGGUCUAACAUUCACUAUACCCAAGCUCCAGGUUUACAGGACUUACUGGCCAAGUACCCCGAUGUGUUCCAGAAAGGACUGGGUACGUACCAGGGACAAGAAGCCUCCCUUGUAGUGGACGCUGAUGCUGUUCCCCGUUUUAACAAAGCCAGACGUCUUCCAUAUGCUAUGCGAACGAAAGUUGAAGAGGAACUGGAGAGGCUGGUUCAGGAAGGCACUCUGAAGCCCGUGGACUAUGCUGAAUGGGCCGCACUAAUUGUGGCAGUGUUAAAGAGUGAUCGAACGAGUGUGAGAAUAUGUGGCGAUUUCCGAAUGACAGUUAACCCCGUUUCUAAACUCCAUCGUUACCCCCUGCCGAAGGUGGAAGAUUUAUUUGCAACCCUGGCUGACGGAAAGAUCUUUACUAAAUUAGAUCUGACACAAGCUUAUCAACAGUUAAAGCUUGACACCCAAUCUCAGAACUAUGUGGUAAUCAACACCCUAAAAGGGUUGUUCCAAUACACGAGAUUACCUUUUGGAGUGUCAUCAACCCCUGGCAUUUUUCAGAAGACCAUGGAGACCCUGCUACAGGGUAUUGCUGGGGUAGUGGUGUAUUUGGACGACAUUUUGAUCUCUAGUGCAACCGAAGCGGAGAACCUGAAAUCACUCGAGGAAGUGUUGAAACGCCUAUUCGAAGCUGGUUUGCGAGCCAAACGAGGCAAGUGCACGUUCAUGGCUCCAUCUGUCGAGUUUUUGGGUCACCUGGUUGACGCUAAGGGUAUCCGACCCUUACCUGAGAAAGUCCGUGCUGUCCAGCAAGCACCUACCCCUACCAAUGUGACGGAACUGAGGUCCUACAUUGGAUUGAUUUCUUAUUAUGGGAAGUUCCUACCGAAUCUAGCCACUCGUUUAACACCAUUGUACAAGCUGUUAAACAAAGAUGUGCCAUGGAAAUGGUCAUCUGAGCAAGAACUUGCUUUUAACAGGUCGAAACAGCUGCUGACAUCAACAAAUCUGUUAGCUCAUUACAACCCCCAAUUACCUAUUGUUCUGGCCUGCGAUGCCUCUGCAUACGGAAUUGGAGCCGUACUUGCUCACCAAAUGCCUGAUGGUACCGAGAGACCGAUAGCCUAUGCUUCUAGGACUUUGAAUUCGGCUGAAAGAAAUUACUCGCAACUUGAAAAGGAAGUCCUGUGUUUUUGGAGUAAAGAAAUUCUAUGCAUACCUAUUUGGUCGAAAAUUCACACUAAUUACGGAUCACAAACCGUUAUUGAGCCUGCUGAGUGGACAGAAACCAACCUCAUUACAAGCCUCCGCAAGGAUUCGUCGAUGGUCAUUGGCACUGUCGAUGUACGAGUACGAGCUGAAGUUCCGAAACACUACAGCUCACGGUAA
Molecule: messenger RNA, 2638 nt
Organism: Halichondria panicea
Lineage: Eukaryota; Metazoa; Porifera; Demospongiae; Suberitida; Halichondriidae
Exons: 1
Coding region: 95-2638 (847 amino acids)
Biological process (GO): proteolysis
Molecular function (GO): nucleic acid binding; aspartic-type endopeptidase activity; zinc ion binding
Source: RefSeq, a predicted model, not a curated record